UAUUCUUCAGUUCAUCACUUGCUUCUUGCAGCUGAACAGUAAACACAUUGAGCAUACAUAUCCAGCAUAACAAUCAACACUGUCGACAGCAAUAUUAUUAAACUAAAACAAAACAAAAAACGAUCGAUUUGAAGACGAAGAGAAAAGAGCAAAAAAGUUACGAAUUUAAGAAUUUGAAGAGACUCUGAUAGCACGAAAAUGUUGAAAUUCAUUGGAAUCUCCUUAAUUCUGGCCGUGAUUCAAUUGAGUGAAUCCUCACCAGUGUAUCAGUUUCUUCCACCCAGGGAUGGAUAUGUGCCAGUAUACAUUCGGUUAGGCGACACUCCGCUAAAUGAAAUAAAUCCCGAUCUCGCAUUGGCAUUCCAUGAAAAUGGCAUUGCAACAAGGAAUGUAAACGAUUUAGAUGAGCAAAUGCAAAAUGAUGCUCCGAAUGAUUUGUCAGAAAGUGAAGAAGAUGCCGACGAAAAGAUUACAAUUUCGAAAGGUCCAAUCAGUGAAGAGGAAGAAGAAGAAAAGUCAGAACAACCCGAACAGCCAGAACCGCCAAAAACGCCAGAAAAUGCAGAAAGUGACGAGAAGAUCGAAGAACCUCAAAAGGACAGUCCAGCUUCAGACAACAAAAGUGAUGAAGUAGCUGAUAGUGAAGAAGAGACCGAUUUGUCACAUUUGACGAAAGACGAUGACAGUGAGGAAAUUGCUGAAUCGUCAUCUGCAGCAAACAAAUCUAGUCCGGAUGAUAGUGAUGAUAGCGUAGAAGCGACAAAAAGCAGAAGAAAUGUGACUGUACCGCCACCACCACCUCCACCAGCACCACAAGAAGACGGUAGCAGCGAGGAAGUGGUUGAUGAUGUUCCAGAGAAAAAAACGACCACAUCGUUGGAAAGCAAGAGCAGCGAAGAAGUGGAAAAUCAAUCGUAAACAAAAAGUUGGUUUUUCUAGUUUCACAGUCCAAUUAAAAUUUAUUUUUUGACGAAACGGUUGUUAAGUCGUAAAAUUCAAAUUAAAUUGUUAAAACAAAAUAAAUAAAAAAAAAAUACAAAAAACAAUCACAAAAACUAAACGGCUUUAGCGAUAGCAGAAAAUGCAAAAAUGAAAUAAAAUCCCAACCAUUUGCUGUUUAAUUACACUUUUGAAUGGUAAAAUAAUGUAUAAAAUGCUGCUGUGUGCUGGAUCUAUAAUAAUGCGAUUGUUGCCUUUUUGUCGACUGAGUUCUAUCUUAUACAAUAGUUUAAGAGCCACCACUCUGCUGCUGCUGCUGCUCUGAAUACAGCGUCCAUAUAUAAAUGAUAUCACCGAAAGGCCAAUGGUAAUUUUAUGACCGAAUGCAAUAUAAAUUACACAUUAAUCUCUAGUAAAUUGCCAUAAUAAAUCGUGUCAAAGUUGUUGAA
This is a messenger RNA of Bradysia coprophila, 1388 nucleotides long. RefSeq lists its product as uncharacterized. The record is from RefSeq and is a predicted model, not a curated record. NCBI's taxonomy places the organism in Eukaryota, Metazoa, Arthropoda, Insecta, Diptera, Sciaridae.